ACCAAUAAACACAAACUUCAACAACAACAACAACAUAUUGAAUUGUUGUGGGUUAGAUCUGUGAAUAUUCCGGAACCUGCAGCGUUCAGCAAUGAGUGCAUCUUGCGUCGCAUGCCGGAUCCGUGGGUCCGGCAUGGUAGCGAUCUUCAAGCACCCAAAUGGACUGGACCAGAUGUUUACGUCCGUCACGGGAGUCGAGGUCGAAGAUGAAGAUCAUCUGUGUAUACCCUGCUACGAUGACCUAAAAGCUGCCCACCUAUUCAAACAAAAAGCUAUCCAAAACAACAUCCUCCGGAUAAGUCGUCCGACGGCUUCUACCAGGUCGGGUGAUAGUAAUCGUACGAGUAGACCGGAUGUCGAUCACAAAGAAAAUGUACUGAUAACAGAGAACUCCACCAAUCCGUCAGAGGAGCAAACAUCAAAUGUAGAGAUAACCACCACUUCUGCUACAGAGGCUGACAUUUUCGAGGAGCAUUUGAUAAUUCGAUCCGAUGAUGAUGAUGAUGAUGAAGAAGAGGAGGACUCGGAAAUGCAGGAGGAAAGCGAAGUCUUGGAGGUCAAAAUUGAUUUAGCAGAACUCCAAUCCACGGCUGAGCUUGAUCAGCCCACUUCCAGUGCCGCUCCGGAGCAACCCGUUAACAUUGGUUCUGAUGUUAAAGUAGUUCAGCAAUUUAAACUCGAACCAAUUCGGUGCGACGAGUGUGGAAAGUCUUUUUCUAAGACUACACUACUACAGAAACAUAUGCGGUCUUGUCACCAGUCCGAAUCGACAGACGAUAACGAACAGCUUGGCCCGGGAGCACUCGCUUCACUGCCGACCGUUCACAAUCUGAUGUGCGAAUAUUGUUUCCAGGAAUUUUCUAUUCUGAAAGAAAAAUACGAACACGAAACGGUUCACGCGACGGAAACUAAACCGUACAAGUGUCCGCAGUGCGAUGGUACUUUUAAGGAUAAAGUGGGUCUACGAAGCCACAUACGAAUUCAUUCUGCCGUGAAGCGGUUCAAGUGCCAAUACUGCGAGAUGCGUUUCCAUCAGCGGGGAAAUUUGACUGCUCACGAGCGGACCCACGUCGGUUCGAAACCAUAUCUGUGUCCGCAGUGCGGAAAGGGUUUCGCUGAAAGUGGCAAUCUAAAAAAUCACAUUCGCUAUCAUACGGGAGAGCGCCCGUACGCGUGCUCUGAGUGUCCCAAGCGCUUUCGGACCCAUUAUUCGCGGACGGUUCACUUUCGGUCGCACAACAACGAUCGUCCGUUUCGUUGCACCGAAUGUGACAAGUGCUUUUACUCGUCCGGGAAACUUAUCAUCCACCGGAGGGUCCACAGCGGUGAGAAACCGUACAAGUGUGGUACAUGUCCGGCCAAGUUUGCCGACAGUAGCGGGCUGAGGCGGCAUUCGAAGACACAUUGAAUAGUUUGAUCGAUUGGAAGUCAUCAAAAUUGAAUCAUUCAAUAAAUGUUUACCACCACGUAAAGCUUGGUGAAGAGUUAUUCUUGCGCAAUAUAUCUUGCGCAAUCAAAAUAA
Molecule: messenger RNA, 1522 nt
Organism: Wyeomyia smithii (pitcher-plant mosquito)
Lineage: Eukaryota; Metazoa; Arthropoda; Insecta; Diptera; Culicidae
Gene: Zaf1
Product: zinc finger and SCAN domain-containing protein 2
Exons: 3
Coding region: 92-1408 (438 amino acids)
Biological process (GO): regulation of transcription by RNA polymerase II
Molecular function (GO): RNA polymerase II cis-regulatory region sequence-specific DNA binding; DNA-binding transcription factor activity, RNA polymerase II-specific
Source: RefSeq, a predicted model, not a curated record